Messenger RNA from Castor canadensis (American beaver), 3892 nucleotides. RefSeq names its product serine/threonine kinase 40 (gene Stk40). The record is from RefSeq and is a predicted model, not a curated record. Lineage: Eukaryota; Metazoa; Chordata; Mammalia; Rodentia; Castoridae. Gene Ontology annotation, molecular function: protein kinase activity; ATP binding. Gene Ontology annotation, biological process: protein phosphorylation.
GUCAGAGCUACCUGCUUGCCAGAUCAACGUCUGGCCGGUAUCCUCCAAGGGGAGUUUGCUGUGGUCACUGUUUCACCUGUCUGCGGGUCAGGCCCGCCCAUUCCUGUGCCACUUGGCCCCACCUUUCAACCAGUAGGUGAGAGCAUUCUGAUUCCCGAUGGUGUUCUCUGCCCACCCGUAUUCCCCAGUAUUGCUGCCCUUUUGUUGGCAGCUUUCUGUGGCAAAAUAGACUUUGCUCUGGUUUAAGUCACUGGAGGAAACCGGUUAGCUUUGCUUGGUUUUGAGAACCAUUGGGGAAGAGAAUAGUCAUCCUGGGCUGGGCGCCUUUCCCUCUGGGCUGAGUAGUUUUGCAUGAGAUAAGGAAGGACAGAAUUGUAAUUGUUGGGCCCAGAGAAUCCUUAUUUGUAAACAGCUUUCCUUAAUGGCUCUGCUCUGCCAGUGCUUAUGGACAGCUCAGGGAGUCCUCAUUCAUUCAUUUCUCACAUAACAACAGGGUCUUCACUUGGAGAGAGCUGAGAAUGAAGCGGAGAGCAUCAGACAGAGGAGCUGGGGAAACGUCAGCCAGGGCAAAGGCUCUAGGGAGUGGAAUUUCUGGAAAUAAUGCAAAGAGAGCUGGGCCAUUCAUCCUCGGUCCACGUCUGGGCAACUCACCGGUGCCGAGCAUCGUGCAGUGUUUGGCUAGGAAAGAUGGUACAGAUGACUUCUACCAAUUAAAGAUCCUUACUCUUGAGGAGAGGGGCGAGCAAGGCAUAGAGAGCCAAGAGGAGAGGCAGGGCAAGAUGCUGCUGCACACUGAGUACUCUCUGCUCUCUCUGCUGCACACGCAGGAUGGCGUGGUCCACCACCACGGGCUCUUCCAGGACCGUACCUGUGAAGUUGUUGAGGAUACAGAAUCCAGCCGAAUGGUUAAGAAGAUGAAGAAGCGCAUCUGCCUUGUCCUGGACUGCCUCUGUGCACAUGACUUCAGCGACAAGACUGCUGACCUCAUCAAUCUGCAGCACUAUGUCAUCAAAGAGAAGAGGCUUAGCGAGCGAGAGACUGUGGUCAUCUUCUAUGAUGUGGUCCGUGUGGUGGAGGCCCUGCACCAGAAAAACAUCGUGCACAGAGACCUAAAGCUUGGGAACAUGGUGCUCAAUAAAAGGACCCAUCGCAUAACCAUCACCAACUUCUGCCUUGGGAAGCAUCUCGUGAGUGAGGGAGACCUGCUGAAAGACCAGAGGGGGAGCCCUGCCUACAUCAGUCCUGACGUGCUCAGUGGCCGGCCAUACAGGGGCAAGCCAAGUGACAUGUGGGCGCUAGGCGUUGUGCUGUUUACCAUGCUCUAUGGCCAGUUCCCCUUCUACGACAGCAUACCACAGGAACUCUUCCGCAAGAUCAAGGCUGCUGAGUACACCAUCCCUGAGGAUGGGCGGGUUUCUGAGAAUACUGUGUGUCUCAUCCGGAAACUGCUGGUCCUUGAUCCCCAGCAACGCCUGGCUGCCACUGAUGUCCUGGAGGCCCUCAGUGCUAUCAUUGCGUCAUGGCAAUCCCUGUCAUCUCUAAGUGGGCCUUUGCAAGUGGUUCCUGACAUCGAUGACCAAAUGAGCAAUGCAGACAGCUCCCAGGAGGCGAAGGUGACAGAGGAAUGCUCCCAAUAUGAGUUUGAGAACUACAUGCGGCAGCAGCUGCUACUGGCCGAGGAGAAGAGCUCAAUCCACGAGGCCCGGAGCUGGGUGCCUAAGCGGCAGUUCGGCAGCGUGCCACCAGUGCGACGGCUGGGCCAUGACGCACAGCCCAUGACCUCCCUGGACACAGCCAUCCUGGCGCAGCGCUACCUGCGGAAGUAGUGGCCCCCACCAGGGCCCCAGCCCGGAUACCACCUCUUCUGGCCCCUAGCCCCAGGCCCAGCUGUCGGGGCUGGGCCCCGUAUGGCUGGACUCUUCCAGGCUGCAACAGGGACAGGGCAGUACAGGGACAGCCCAGGUCACACAUGAGGUCAGCAGAGGUACACAAAGCUACCUUUUGGAAUGAUUGCUUGAUUGUUUGGUUUUUUAAUCUGAGAAGCCUAGAUAACUAAUCUGCUUUUAAUCAUGACAUUUUAAUCUACCUCUGUCUCUUUAACCAUGCUGUCUCUGGACUGAGUGACAGGAGGAGGAGGAGGGAGCCCACCCACCUACUCAGGCCCUGGUGUAGCCAGUUGCCUGCCCCCCACAGUCCAAAUAAGCUGAAAGUGCAGCUCGCUGCUGGCUUCCCAAAUAAACGCCCCCCCAUCCCCUCUCCAGACCUCUCCCGUAGUCCAUGUCAUCCUUCCCUUCUGACCCCCGCCCUCAGUCCAAGCUUUGGAACAUCUUCACCUCACCUUAUGCCGAGUUCAAAUAUAUUUAUUUUUUUACUGAAACCAACUUCUCUUCCAUCUCUAGGUGGCUCAGCCUGGAGCCACUCUUAUCCCCAGCCUGGCUGGACAACCUACAUUGGGCUUCUUCCUCACCUCCAGGCACAGAGGAGCCCCCUUUGUUGGCUUCUGUUCACUCCUGGCCCACCAGGCCCUCUCUGUUUCCGGUGAUGGGAAGCCUUUCUAGACUUGGCUCUUUCUGUUUCAGUAGCGUCUCUGAGGUGCUGCACAUGCACGUUAGCCCUCUUCCUUCUCCAUCCUUCACAUGGUACCCAGGUAACGUGGGCAUGCAAUGUGAAGGGAGCAGUGGCAAGCUGGGCAGGAGUGCUCUGAACCUGUCUGGGUCGGGAUCUGCUUGCGUGCUCUUGCUCCCCUACCCUGUGUUUAGAGAACUCAUGGUGGGGACAUCUCCUCCUGCCCUCUCCUCAGAGUAGAUGUGGUGUCUCCCCUGGCAGACCUCGGCCAGGGCCUUCAUGGGGAUUGGAGACUUGAGGGAGUAUUGUAGGGAUUGAGGGGGUGCCCUACCCUGCCUGGCUUGAGAACAGCCCUGCUGCCCUUUUGAGCCGAGAUUUUGAAGUGGAUGCCCGUCUUGCCAGAAAUGUUGUUCUCACCAGAAUGCAGAAUGCCCUCUUCUUCCCUUUCCCCUCACUGGACUUGGCCCAGCCCAGUGCCAAGUAAAGACCCAUCCCCAUUUCCCUUGGAAAGAUUGAGGGUCCCCUCCAGGCAGCCCAAGGGCCUUCCUGUCUGUCCCAGUAGGAAGGUGACCAAGUUUCCCAGAGUGUUAGCUGUGCCCCACCCCCUUCCCCAAAGCUGACUCACUGUGAGUGACCUUGGGCAAGUUCCCAAACUUCCUUGUGCCUCAGUUUCCCCAUCUGGAAAAAAUGGGGCCACCUCUUGCCAGCAGUAGCAGGGCUGCCUACGCCCCUUCUUCCCCAUGCCCCCAAUCCAGCACUUGGGCGCCUCGUGUGCCUCAGUGGAUCUGUGGGAGCCUGCCUGAGCCCAGCACUUCCUCUCUGAGCACCUGGCUCUGCCUGUAGUCCAGCCACUGAGAGCCAGGGGUAGGGAGGCCUCUUUUCUGUAUUUAUUUGAUAAAGUCUCCUAAGGGAGCAGAAAUGCAGUUGGCCCGGGCUCCCAGCCCUGUGACUGCCCUCCAGUGAGGCUCUGAGGCCGGGCCAAGGCCCACCUGGGCAUAGUCCCUGCCCAGCAGCCUGCCUGGUCCCUCAGGCCUGCUUUUCACAUGUGGUGUUCUCCUCCUUUUCAAAGCAAUACCCUCAGGUCUGCAGAGCCCUGUCAAACAGCCUGGUUGCUUCUGAAGUUAACCCUAUGUCUGAUGGCAUUCUGGCAAAGCAGAGGGAGAGGAGGUUGGGUCUGCCUUCACUGGUGUCAUACACUGAGAGAAGUCCUAUUGUAAAGAAAACAAAAUGGAAAAAGUCACAAAAAGUUUGUAUAAAGACGUAUUUUUGUACUACAUGGGGACUCUUCCUGCAUGUCAGCAAUAAAACUUCCUGAUCUGGAGCCACC